AGAGCUUGGAAGCAAAGCACUCUCCUUUGCAGAGAGUGAAAAAAAUUCAUGUCCACAUCCUUUCAAUCCUUCUUAUCUCCUUAAUACUCUCUCAACGAGAAUUAGUGACUAAGAAACUAUCUGGGUGAUUUCUUUUUUUUUUUUUUUAUUUACAAGGUAAUUUUUUUUUUUAGACAGAGAGACGGAAGAGGGUGAUAUGGAGUUUGAGGAUCAGGAAGAGCAUGAGGAGGAAGAGGAGAUAGGGUUGCCGGCGAGUUAUGACUCGUUGGGUAAUUCUUCCCGAGUCAAAAUGACUAGCUCUGCAGGUGAACAAGCAGCGACUGGAGCGGGACCCGUUCAGUCGACGAAGCCAAGGUAUAGAGAGUGUUUGAAGAACCACGCAGUGGGAAUCGGGGGACAAGCGGUGGAUGGGUGUGGUGAGUUCUUGGCUGCUGGAGCUGAAGGAACACUCGACGCGCUGAAAUGUGCCGCUUGUAACUGCCACAGAAACUUCCACCGCAAAGAAUCCAACGACUCAACAACACCGGUUGGAGGAGGAGAACUGUUCUUCCACGGCCACCCUCACCCACAUCACCUCCAUCAUCAGGUGCCGCAAUUCGCUCCGUAUUACAGGACCCCAGCAGGAUACCUCCAUGUGGUUCCACCACAACAACGGCCUUUAGCAUUGCCAUCCACUUCGGGAGGUCAGAGUAGGGAAGAUCAAGAAGAUGUGUCGAAUCCAAGUGGUGGUGGAUUUGGAGGUGGCAGUGGGGGAGGGUCGUCGAGGAAGAGGUUUAGAACGAAGUUCACGCAGGAGCAAAAGGAUAGAAUGCUGGCACUGGCAGAGAGGUUGGGUUGGAGGAUUCAGAAACAUGAUGAAGCUGCGGUGCUGGAGUUCUGCAAUGAGACUGGAGUGAAGAGGCAUGUGCUUAAGGUUUGGAUGCAUAACAACAAGCACACUCUGGGUAAGAAACCCUAGGAAAUGGAAACCAAUCUUCUGGUAGGAAUCAAGGAUUUUAAAAGGAAGAAGUAGGGGGAAAAUUUCUCAAGUUGACAGCUUGGUGAAAAUUCUGGUACUAUCAUCUCAGGAUUUUUAGGUAGUUUUUGUAGGGUUUCUUUUGUUUCUGUUAGUAUUGUUUUCGCUUUUUAUUUUUAUCUUCUUGGAGGGGGGGUGCCGGUGCUGGUGGUGGUUUAUAUGUGGGCAGUAAUGGGGUUGGGAUGGUGAAUAUUAUGUCAGGUGGUUUUAGACUCUAAAGAAGAUUAAUGUUGAUGGCUAUUUUCAGUUUUUCA
Molecule: messenger RNA, 1269 nt
Organism: Hevea brasiliensis (rubber tree)
Lineage: Eukaryota; Viridiplantae; Streptophyta; Magnoliopsida; Malpighiales; Euphorbiaceae
Product: zinc-finger homeodomain protein 2
Exons: 1
Coding region: 197-958 (253 amino acids)
Biological process (GO): regulation of developmental process; regulation of DNA-templated transcription
Cellular component (GO): nucleus
Molecular function (GO): DNA-binding transcription factor activity; transcription cis-regulatory region binding
Source: RefSeq, a predicted model, not a curated record